Colletes gigas is the source of this 1930-nucleotide messenger RNA. It is a transcript of the gene Pez, whose product is annotated as tyrosine-protein phosphatase non-receptor type 14. Gene Ontology annotation, cellular component: cytoskeleton. The transcript is spliced from 6 exons. NCBI's taxonomy places the organism in Eukaryota, Metazoa, Arthropoda, Insecta, Hymenoptera, Colletidae. The record is from RefSeq and is a predicted model, not a curated record. Gene Ontology annotation, molecular function: protein tyrosine phosphatase activity; cytoskeletal protein binding. Bases 600 to 1898 code for a protein of 432 amino acids.
UCCAGUGAAGCAGACUUUAAUUGUAUUUAUAAUCGUAUUAAUAUGUUCUCCUUAUGCAUAUCAAAUAAUUAAUCUAGUUUUUCUAUGGUUUCUCUACAGUUAUUUUUCAUUUCAUUUUAGUUUUAAUUUUUUACGACGGUUAGUGGAAGAACUGUGUCCCGCAAAAUUGUAACUAGAUUUAAUGACGUGAAAAACGAGGUUAGAAAUGCUUUCGAUUUGUUAAUCGGGAAAAAUAAUACAUUUUUCAUGCUUAACAGAGUGGAAUGUACAUAGUACCUGUAUGCACAUAUAUUUCAAUUAAAAGUAAAAGUAUCAUGGAAUGUGAAAUAUUUUGGUGUUUGUUCGUAGCGAUACGAUAUUUAAAUUUUUCAGACGAUUAUUGUACCUGCUUUACUCCUUUAUUAUAACAGUGUUGUAAUUAUUUCACUAUUAUUCCAUCAUUGUUAGACUACCGUACUCUGUGAAAUUGUUUAUUUUAAGAUAUUCGGACUACUGUACUUUGAUAUGACGUACCAGUGACAAAAAUAUAAAACAAGUUGACUUUGUUAAAACAAUUUUGUGUAAUUUCAUAUUAAUUUUCAGUCAACCGCGUAGGUAAAAUGCCGUUUAAAUUUCAUUUAAAAAAAAGUCGGCAGUAUAAUGUGGUUUCAAAAAACCAGUAUGUGAUUUGUGUUGAGCUAUUAGACACAACUACCAUAGAGUGUACACUUAGUAUUGACAGUCUUGGACAAGAAUGCUUGGACAAUGUCACUCAACGUUUAGGAUUGGGACAACCAGAAUUCUUUGGCCUACGUUAUAUAUCUAGACACGAUUCUCCAUCUCCAAGAUGGGUGGAUGUAGACAAACCAUUAAAGAAACAGCUCGAGAAAGAGGCAAAAAAUUUCAGUCUCUAUUUGAGAGUUAUGUACUAUGUAACAGAUGUGCAACUUAUUCAAGAUGAAAUGACAAGGUAUCAUUACUACCUUCAGUUGAAAAGUGAUGUACUGGAAGGUAGAUUUCAUUGCAAUUCUAGACAAGCUACCCUUUUAGCAAGUUAUUCGAUGCAAGCAGAAUUUGGUAAUUACGAUGCUGAAAGGCACACAAUGGAAUGCUUACAACAGUGUACACUAUUUCCUAAGGAUGUCAUUCAGGCAGAUCCCGGGGGUUUAGAUUCUCUUUUGCAUACUGCUGUAUGCCAAUAUAAGAAUCUAAUUGGUGUUACUCAAGCUGCAUCGGAGGAAUUAUAUAUUUCUAUUGUUAUGCAGUUAGAGGGUUAUGGGAAUGAAACAUUUUCUACUAAGGACAAUGGUAAUAAUGAGGUAAUACUUGGCAUUUCCAUCAAUGGGAUUAUGGUUGUUUAUCCAAGCACACAGACAACACAGUUUUGCAGAUGGAAAGACAUAAGUAAUGUCAUCAAUCACAAAAAGACGUUUAGAAUAGAAUGUCAAGCUGAGAGUGAAGAUGCAAAGCAAUUUAUUUUCAACGAAUCGCGUAAUGCGAAGUAUGUAUGGCGUCUGUGCAUAGCACAGCACACAUUUUACAUGCAACAUCAAGAAUUUCGUCCAUUGGAACGUUCGGCUAACGGAUAUUUCGAUAGCGACACAAACGACUCAGGAGAUCAUGCAGUGUCUGUAAACUUGGAUAACCGAAACGCGGAAGGACACACCCCAUGGACGAGUUACAAUGACCUUUCUACAUCGCCAUAUCCCCCUGUAGUGUCCGUGUCAUCUACAGACAUAAAUAACUUACGUGCCUUACUUCCAUCGUACAGACCCGCACCUGAUUAUGAAACUGCCGUUCAAAUGAAAUACAACAACGGGGGGAACCCUCCGCAGCCUUACUAUGCUAAUCAAUCGACAAUCGUUGGAGCAGAUAUUUCGUGCCUUCUCAGUAAUGUUGUUAAUCGAAGUAGAUAUUAAAUUUCUAAUAAAUUAUAAAUACUACUGGAAGA